AACGUGUCGAUGAUGCUGACUGCACGAGUUUUAUUUUGAAAAUUAAAAUUCGGAAGUCGUGUUUUAUUUGUGUGUUUUUCUUCCUCUUGACUGGCAUGACACUGGUGAGGUGAACAGGCUGAAGUCCACGCCGAGGGAAUUUCGUAGAACUAGAGAAUGGAGAUAUCUAGGAGAAGAAUCCUUCAAAAGCACCUGGAGCCAGCGAGACCCCUGCGCCGCUGCAUCCCUGCCGACAUUGAUCCACCAGUAAAUCCUGCUGCACAUGUCCAGGUGCUGAUGGAUCAAGAGACAAAUAUUGGUGUAGAGCGGUUCUACAAGAUCAUCAACCUUCAUAAACAGAAAAAAGACAGGAUAUCUUACACAAGGGACUUCUUAAUUGGUCUGGCCAGUUGUCCAGAGGCCAGGAAGAAGCCAGAAUUCUUGCCAGAUCACCCAAUAGUGUUAAGUGAGGCAAGAGAUCCUGAGCAACUAAGGCUUUAUGAAAUGAGGAUGAGUGGCAAGAAAGAUGAAAUGGCGGCUGAAGGGCUUCACUCAUCUUGAGAAAUUUGUCUUGCUUGUGCAGUGUUUGUGUUUGCUGUUCUUCCUUUCAGUUUAAUUUAACUUUUUAUUUCCUAUUUAUUAUUUUGCAGGAGGUUGACUAGAAUUUCGGUUUUUGAUAACCCCCUGAGAGUGCUGUAGUGUAUUUAUACUGUGUGAACACCUUUUUGAAACAGAAAAAAACCUGAAUGGCUACUUUUCAGAUGUUUCAAUAAAAGUCCUGAACUGAAGUGAUGGCGGGAAUUAUGUUUACACUGAAUUAGUAGUUCUCUGGAGUUAAGAUUAGCAUUUGUUUACAAUUUGCUUUUGAUUUUCUGUCCUACACCUCUGCUAUUAUCAACCUGCUUCGGCAGCACUUUCCAUCCCAAAUGACACACCUGUGUAUUGUACAGCUGGUGAGCAUGUCCGAGCAUUAAACAGCUUAAGAAACUGGCAUAAACCGGAGUGACUCUUGCAUCAGUCGAGCAGAUAUUAACAGGAAGACCAAUGAUAUUUUAUUUUAUCUGUUUGUUAUGUGUGCUACAUUCAUAGAAUGGUUGUUUGACAACACAUUUGCUGUUUUUGAAAAAAACAAAAAAAGAUUAAUGGUCAACAUGAAACCGUGCAUUCUUAAAUCUACAGGAAGUGAAAAGCACACAUGAAAGAUUUUGUUGAGCACAUUUUAUAAAAUGUAAGGAUUUUUCUACACUAUUUCAACAUAAACCACCAAGGCCAGCUA
Oreochromis niloticus (Nile tilapia) is the source of this 1255-nucleotide messenger RNA. It is a transcript of the gene gra, whose product is annotated as granulito. Gene Ontology annotation, biological process: negative regulation of translational initiation. Gene Ontology annotation, cellular component: cytoplasm. The transcript has 7 exons. The record is from RefSeq and is a predicted model, not a curated record. Lineage: Eukaryota; Metazoa; Chordata; Actinopteri; Cichliformes; Cichlidae. Bases 157 to 540 code for a protein of 127 amino acids. Gene Ontology annotation, molecular function: eukaryotic initiation factor 4E binding.